AUGUCCACGCUGCAUGUCCCCACGGUGCAUGUCCCCACGGUGCAUGUCCACGCUGCAUGUCCACGCUGCAUGUCCACGGUGCAUGUCCCCACGCUGCAUGUCCCCACGGUGCAUGUCCCCACGCUGCAUGUCCCCACGGUGCAUGUCCCCACGGUGCAUGUCCACGCUGCAUGUCCACGCUGCAUGUCCACGCUGCAUGUCCACGCUGCAUGUCCACGCUGCAUGUCCACGGUGCAUGUCCACGGUGCAUGUCCCCACGGUGCAUGUCCACGCUGCACGUCCACGCUGCAUGUCCACGGUGCACAUCCACGGUGCAUGUCCACGGUGCAUGUCCACGGUGCAUGUCCACGGUGCAUGUCCACGGUGCAUGUCCACGCUGCAUGUCCACGGUUCAUGUCCACGGUGCAUGUCCCCACGGUGCAUGUCCACGCUGCACGUCCACGCUGCAUGUCCACGGUGCAUGUCCCCACGGUGCAUGUCCACGGUGCAUGUCCCCACGGUGCAUGUCCCCACGGUGCACAUCCACGGUGCAUGUCCACGGUGCACAUCCACGGUGCAUGUCCACGGUGCAUGUCCACGCUGCAUGUCCACGGUGCAUGUCCACGCUGCAUGUCCACGGUGCAUGUCCACAGUGCACGUCCACGCUGCAUGUCCACGCUGCAUGUCCACGGUGCAUGUCCACGGUGCAUGUCCCCACGGUGCAUGUCCACGCUGCACGUCCACGCUGCAUGUCCACGCUGCAUGUCCACGGUGCAUGUCCACGGUGCAUGUCCACGGUGCAUGUCCACGGUGCAUGUCCCCACGUCGGAUCUGACCCUUGACGACAUAGAGAAGAUGGAGGUGCUCAGAGCAAACUUAGUGGAGCUGGGAGAUCUUCGUAACAAGGCACUGGACCCAGUCCUACCAGGACUCCUCUGA
This is a messenger RNA of Knipowitschia caucasica, 918 nucleotides long. Lineage: Eukaryota; Metazoa; Chordata; Actinopteri; Gobiiformes; Gobiidae. The record is from the annotation of a GenBank genome assembly.